Xiphophorus maculatus (southern platyfish) is the source of this 3886-nucleotide messenger RNA. RefSeq names its product hyaluronan and proteoglycan link protein 3 (gene hapln3). The transcript is spliced from 5 exons. Gene Ontology annotation, molecular function: hyaluronic acid binding. The record is from RefSeq and is a predicted model, not a curated record. Gene Ontology annotation, biological process: cell adhesion. NCBI's taxonomy places the organism in Eukaryota, Metazoa, Chordata, Actinopteri, Cyprinodontiformes, Poeciliidae. Bases 63 to 1196 code for a protein of 377 amino acids.
GAGGACAUGAACUGAGCUGAAGUCGCUCGGGACGGACAGCUUCUUAUCUCGUAGACGGCGUCAUGCUGCAUCUUUCGCGCCCCCUACUGGCCGCCUGCCUGUACCUGCUGCUGCCCUGGGGCCAGGGCAGGACCUUCGGCUACAACAACGGGUUUCACUACCAGGACAUCAGCAACGGGGAUGGAAAUGGAGAGAUUUAUUUCAGUGGGAUUCGCCUCCGUGUGGAAUCGCCCCAGCAUUUGGUCUCGGCCACCAGGGGGAGCAGCGUCACCCUUCCCUGUCACUACCGCUAUGAACCCGAACUGACCGCGCCGCGCAGGACCCGGGUCAAAUGGUCCUGGUUACCCGCCAGCUCCAUCACCACGAACGAAGCCUUCGCCUUGGAAACUGAAGUUAUGGUCGCCAUGGGCAACCGCCAUCGCAGCUACGGCAGCUUCAAAGGCCGAGUGCGCCUGCGUCGCUCGGCUCCAGGGGACAUGUCUCUGGUGAUAAAUGAGCUGCAGCUGAACGACACCGGGCGGUACCGCUGCGAAGUGAUCGAUGGCCUAGAGGAUGAAAGCGUGACGGUGGAGCUGGAGCUGAGGGGUGUUGUGUUCCCCUAUCACUCUCCGAAAGGACGCUACCAUCUGAACUUCUUUGGUGCCCAACAAGCGUGCCUGGAUCAAGAUGCCACUCUGGCUACGUUUGAGCAGCUCCUCUCGGCCUGGGAGGACGGGCUGGACUGGUGCAACGCCGGCUGGCUGGCCGACGGCACCGUGCAGUACCCCAUCACCGCCCCACGGCACGGCUGCGGAGGUGAAAGCUCGGCUCCGGGACUCCGCAGCUAUGGACCAAAACACCGCCUCUUCCACCGAUUUGACGCUUUCUGCUUCUCGGCCUCCAUGAAGGGGAUCGUUUACCACUUAAACUACCCGAGAAGGCUGAAUUUCACAGAAGCAGCCCAUGCAUGUGCCAGAGACGGGGGCCGGGUCGCCAAAGUGGGCCAGCUGUACGCCGCCUGGAAGCUGAAGGGACUGGACCGCUGCGACGCAGGCUGGUUGGGCGAUGGGAGCGUGCGUUAUCCCAUCACAAACGCCAGGGCUAACUGUGGCCCGUCACAGCCAGGGGUGCGUAGCUUUGGGUUCCCAGCUCCACACAUGAAAUUUGGCGUGUACUGCUACCGACUUACGACUUACGACGAACCUGGAUCCAAAUAGGCAAGAAGACAGUUCCUGUAUCUCUUUAAUUUUUAAAACGGACAAGGUGACCUUUAAAAGAUUUUUAUUUCAAUGACUGGUGAAACAUCUCUGGGACAAUGCAGAAAAUCAUCCGACCCCCCGCCCACAAAAAUCUAGAAAUGUUUACAUCUUCUUUGUGGAAAAUUUCCACCUCGGCUAUUGGAGCAGCACUACAAAUACUUGCUUUUAUCAUUCACAUUAACACCAGUCAGUGGCAGCUGCUUGAUAGGAUAUUAUUACAGUUUUACCUUUCGUCCACAGAUUUCCACACUGUGUUUGUUUGGGACUAUAUGGGCGCUGUCUUUUAAAGAAUUGCUUUAGCAUGUGUCUGUGGUAAAGCUACUGUGGUAAAAGUACGAAUGACAAAACCACUCUGUUGUAAUAUAGAAAAUUACCUUGUAAAAGAAGAAUCCGACCUCUUGUCAAACGCAUGCCCUUUUUUUGUAUUGUCUAUGCAUUUGUGAUAUUUUCUAUGAAUAAAAACCCUUCUGUAAAUAUUUACUUGCAAAUAUAUUUAAACAAGAUUCUACAAAACUCAUUUAUCCCCUUUGUGUUAGCCCGAUAUGCUAAUCACGCCGACUGUUUUUGCUUGAAAAAUGAAAACAAGACGACAAAAUUGUGGCACAUAUUUAAAUUGAUUGAUGCUCCUAAUUUCCAGCGCCCUCUGAAUUCCUCCCUCACAAAACCCACAAAACUCACAGAACCAGAAACUAGGAAUAGAACACAAAACAGGCCACAACUCACCGUCAAAGUACCAAAGAAGAACGGGGCCAAUUAAAAAAAAACAACAAAAAAAACAGUUCUGACCUUUUUCUCAGGAUUCUAUGUAGGUAUCAGGGCCAUUUUAGGUGGAAAAGGAACACUAAAUUUAUACCUACAAGCUCAUAAAUUUUUAGAUUAAUCUCAGAAAUUUUUUAGAAAACAAACUUUAAAAUGUCAGACUUUUGGAAAUGCUGCAUAUUCAAAAGUUUAUGCUAGAAAACCUCUGAGAUUCUCAAAAUUAGAUUUUUUUUUCUAGCAAUAUUUUUAAGCUAAAAUUUUCAAGUUUUUUUCUAUAAAAUUUCCAGGACUAAUCUCAGAAUAUUUUUUUCUCUAGCAAAUUUCAACUAGGAGCUUAGAAACGUCCUUGCUUUUCCUAGAAAACUUUCUCAAUUUAUUCCCUUCUUUCUGCAGUGGCCCUAAUACACAGUAUUCUGACUUUAAUUUCAGAAGUAAACGUUACAAUUGUGAGGAUUAAAAAGUCAUUUUUCUAAUCCGGUGGCCCUAAUCCUUGUCUGUAUGAAAGAGACUAAAAUACAAAGACAAAAAAGGAGCUCAGAGACGGGAGCGAGAGAAAACAGGAAGUAAAGAGGACACGGCGUUUCCAAAGUAAAACAGGACGAGGAACGUUACACCUACCUGUGCAGAACACACCUUUACAUUUCAAUCUACAGCAUUUUCCUCAGUGACUAGAACGAUGAAUAAACAACGUAAAUCGGUGUAAACCUGCUGCCAUGCAUGACCUCAUAUCUCAGCACGCCUCUCCCCAAAGACGCAGCACCGCAUCCGCACAGAGCCGCUCUGUUCACGGGCGCUGCCGCCAUAAAGGUAGUCACUGUAGCAGCCGAUGAAGGAGCCAUUUAUUACGUGUUUUUUGUUUUUGUUAUUUUUUUUCAUGGUUAAGUCGCACCGGAAGGUCAAAAGAAAACAAACAAAUAAAAGUCCGGUUUGUGCUUCAGUCUACCUGAAAUGUCGCAACUUCAAGGUUAACCGUUUCUAGGAAAAGACGAGGAUUAUAUGAAUCUGUGCGUGUGAGCUGCUGGGGUUAAAACUUCCGCGUUGACAGAUGAGAAAUAAAACCACUGAGACGAAUAAGGCCAAUGUUUUAUUGGGUGAUCUGGUCCAGGAUUCAGAAUCUGGACCAGAUCCCAGCGGUAGUUGUGCAUGUUUAGUUAGUUUGUUAAGGUGUUUCUAAACCAGCACCAGGCAAAAACACUGAUAGCACUUUUAAAAAAAAAAUUAUUUUAUGACCUCUAUUAUCUUGAGGCGCCCCGAUAAAACUGCACCACACUCUGAACAGACUCUUGCCAACCCCGGUUACGUCCGAAUAGACACGUCUCUUUUAUUCGGUUCUCUCUGAUGGCUGACGCAAACGUUGACCUUAAAUGCCUCAGCCUCAUCCUUAAAAAUGAAGAUACGACGACAAAGUAAAAAUACAGCACCGCCCGCUCUCCAGCUACAAUCUGAGGCUUUAAUGAAAACAUGAAAUCCUCCUCUGGCUCUGACGACUCAACCACUCUGCAAAACUCGUCCACGAUAAAUACUGUAAGUCACAAUAAAAUUUGAACAAACAGAACAAAACAAAAAGUUGAAACUGCCUGCACUGCGCAAGUUAUGGACAGAUCCUGCUGUUCAGAAAGAAAAAAAAUAAUAAUAACAUGGCGGAUAUUUACAGUGAGCAACCCGUCCCAGGUCAAACGCUGGUGUUCUCACGACAUAAACAACGGCGCCGGUUCGCACUUGAGGAACCAUAAAUAAGGAGUGUGUGAAACUUCUUUUUACAUUUCCAAAAUGCCCGACAGAUAUUCACUGAAUAGUUCACAUUUUGUCAUCACAAACCUCGAUGUAUUUCAGCCUACUAUAAAGUAGUGGAUAAAAAAACAAAAAAAAAAAAAAACAAAAAAAAAAAA